Molecule: messenger RNA, 2155 nt
Organism: Oppia nitens
Lineage: Eukaryota; Metazoa; Arthropoda; Arachnida; Sarcoptiformes; Oppiidae
Exons: 4
Coding region: 123-2147 (674 amino acids)
Biological process (GO): nuclear migration along microtubule
Cellular component (GO): nuclear membrane
Molecular function (GO): actin filament binding; lamin binding
Source: RefSeq, a predicted model, not a curated record
GAAUGCAAUGAUCAAUGAAAACGGCAUUGUCUUCAAAAUAAAUAAUAAAUAAAAACGUUUAUAUUAUCACUCAAUUGAGUCCCAAAUUUUAAUGAAUUAGUCUCAUAAUCAUCAUCUGAACGAUGGAUUCAAUUGGGUGGUCAUCUAUAGAUGUGUUGCUGAUGACCAUCACUGCCAUCAUUGCCAUCUCAUUCAUAUCAAUCAUCUAUUUAUUUAUAAAAUUCAGAAGACGAAGACCUGAGUUGUGUCCAGUGAAGUGUCAUUAUUGUCACGAAUCGCAAGAAGUUUUAUUUAGUGAAACAAAUUCAUUUGACUGUCGCUAUUGCCGUCAAUACAAUGGAUUCAAACCGGACGGCAGUUAUAAUAAACUAAUACCCGAUCACUAUAUGGCCACUGAAAAUCCGCCGCAGUUUUGUCGUCCGAUUCUCAAUUGCUAUUCAAAUAGCGGUCAAUUGUGUCACUCUUGUAAUAUCAAUCAAGAGAUUAAAAUCAAAUUAUUGACUGAAUUUAUGCCAUUUAAUGAAAAUAAAUUCACUGAAGAAUAUGAAGAAUAUAAGAGACAUCUGGAGAAUGGAUACCGUUUGUGCAGUCAAUGCGAGUCAACCCUCAAGAAUAUUCUGUCAAAACCGAUUAAUUGCAUUAAAACAGUGGUCAACCAUAUAGUCCAACAAAAUCUGAAGCCUGAUUUGGAUUUAGUGUUUGCCAAACAAAGUAAUAAACACAUGAAGACCCUUAAGACAUCACUUAUAGUCAUUCAAGUGGUUCUCGAAGUCAUUAGUAUUACUUGUUCACUGAUUAUGAAUGUGUUUGCCAUCAAUGACUUCAACGACAAUAGCGAUUUGUCAAUCGUUGAAUUUCCGGCACAAGUGAAUCAAUUUUUAUACUUAAAUUUGUCAAAUCAAAGUCUAGUGAUUUUUUGUGGACUUAUUUCAUCGCUAACUUCAUUAGCUAUUUGUGAUAAACAACUUAUACCGACAGCUCUGUGGUUAGCAUUUGUCUCAAUUGAUACACAAUUUAUAAGCAAUUAUUUUGAUAAAAUUUCGACAAUACUUUUGCGGACCAUUUUAUCCGCUUUUUUGAUUACAGUCUUUACUAUUACUAUAGUUUCGCGUUUGAUUUGUUUUUGUUAUAUGUUUUAUGUAAAAUACAAACAAAAUUUUAUUAAACAAACAGAAAUUGUUAAGUCAUUUGGAAAUACCGUAAACAGUAAACCAAAAGUUUUAACUAACAGUAAAGUAGUCAAUCGUAGCCAAGAAAUCGAUAAUAAGAAACCAAUGCUAAGAAGUGCUGAACAAUCGAUUGGAGAGCAAAUAAAGUCACUCUCUAUUAUCGAUGAAAGAAAUAAUAGUUUAAAUUCAAAUCCAAAGUCAAAACAGAAUUAUUGGAUCAGCGGAACAAAUACAGCCAAUACUUAUGGCUCAGACUUACAUCAGAUGUCUAGAAAUUCUUCAUUAACACCGAAGAAUAUUAUACUUCCGGCAAAAUUCCAUUACGAAUCGAUCGCUCAAACCUCUUGGGUUUCACCAUUUAAGCCAAACCAAAGUCCACGUAAAGAGUUUUCAUCAAACUAUUCUUAUAUGGGGUCAGACAGUCAGCACUUAAUCAAUUGGAUGACUAACGAUAUAUCAGGUUUGGUGACUCCGCCACCAUCUAUCAGCCCUUCGAUUUGCAGUGAAUCUGCUUUUGUCAAUCGAUUUUCCACUAAUGUUGGCAACAGUUAUCAAUUGAAUGCUUUUGACUUCAAAAACAAUGGGUUUUCCAACAAUUUUAAUGAAUCUAUUGUCAGAAAUCGUAUAACUAGUAAACAUAUUGUUAGACCACUUACUAUUGAUGGAAGUUCUAGAAGUAGUAGAGAAGACUCGUAUAGUAAUGUCAGUCAAAUGAACGAUUCGUUGUCUUCGCUGUCCAUUAAUAGGAGACAACAUUUAAAACCAGUUGAAACUGUUGUCAAUAAUGAGACGACAUUGCAAAGAGUUGUACACAGUUUGACACAAAGUUUAAUAAUAGCUUUGUUUGUUUUAAUACUAUUUUGUUUUGUAAUCUUUUUAUCACUGCCAGUGACAUUCAGGACUCAAUUUGAUUUUAAUUCAAUGAAUUUUCAAUUAAGUGUCGAAAAUGUGCCUCAAUAUGAUGUUUGUAUAAAAUAACAACAGUU